AUGCGGAAAUUGCUUCGGAAGAUCGACCGUUCUCUGUCUUUUUCGCACGAAUCAAAACCCGCGGUACAAAGAAGGCUGAGUCUUCCUCUGUGCGUCGAAACGUCACUUCUUUAUUCUUGUGAACGGAAUGGCCAGGAACAGGUACAAAAUGGGCCAAAUGGAGCCAAUGGCAUUCCGCAGAACGGUUUGGACUCAAAUUAUGACGUUGAUGGUGCCUCGAUACGAUCUGUAGCCCUUUCGGAGUCAGAUACUCUCGCACUAGCCGAACCUCGGCAUUUCGAACUCCAGCACGCAUACCAAGAUAAUUAUACCGCAUAUUUGCCUUUUUUGCUUCGACGCUUACGUGUAGAGCAAGGAUUAGCGGCUUCAAACGAUAUCGCUGUAGUAAAUGCGGAAGUCAGUGAAGACUCGGAAGAACUGAAGAAUGAUGACCUGGACGAGGAGAAAACAGUAGCUUCGGAGGUAGAAGACGUCAGUUAUAUAAUGGGACGGCCUAUGACUACCUACAAUGCCAAGAGAUCGCUUGUGGUUGUGUCAGAAUUCAUCAAGGGUGUGACAUAUGUGUUUCCCUGCGCUGAAUCGUAUGAUCUUUUUAAGGAACUCAAGCUGGGCAAGCAAAAGCUGCGGCGAAAGAACUCUGUGAUUGUCUAUGAUAAUAAUCACAACAUUUCUCGUGUUACCGGUGCAAAUCCUGAGUCUUUGCCUGUUGACGGUUCUUCUGACACAGUGGUGGAUCGUAGACAGCAUAUUGUGCCAGUGGAGAACAAGAUCAAGGGGGCUGGACUUCCUCUUUUCAAAAUAACUGUACCUUACAUGUCGACAUUUCGCCGAAAGGCUCCUUUCAUGGUUUUUCGUAAAUACAAAGAAAUACCUGAGAAACCUGAACUCGGCCCUGGCGCAGAAUCGGACGAUAGCUUCGAAACGUACAGUUAUUGUCAUAUACACACAAAGAUGGUCCAAUCAUGUAAAAGAUACGCUUUCCUGUUCACUCCAGAAGGUUGUGAGCCUUUUACUGUUUUUGCCUUUCAGAACAACAAUCGACCCUUUACAGAUUUCAACUACAAAGACACUCGUUUCCGGGUUCUUGGAACACUGCUCCUGUUAGCUUACGCGGCUGCUUACAAUCCAGAACUCAAGCUUUUUAUCUUGGAUGAAGGGCAGGCGCUGUUGGCUGACGACACUGUAGAGAAAGAGUCCCGCCCGGACAUUUUCACGAGGGUUAGACUGGGAUCCUUGAGCCACUCGACUUCGCGUAACGGUGCUGAGAUACUUGUGCCCCCUGAGUUUCCUUCUCAACGUACAUCGCUACCAGUCAAUCCUGUUCCUAGAAGUGACAACCCUAUUAUUCUAGACAAUGAGAGCCACUCAAGAGCCAGUGGCCAGACUUUUAUUCCAAACAACUCUCCACCCUUCUCAAGAUUUGUCGACUCCCUCGUCUACCAAAAAUCAGCUCUGUUUCUUCCAAAGAGGUAUUCUGAGGAAGGUAAGGUCGAGGUGUAUCAAGACCCAGAUCUGCUUGGACUGGUGGAUCCUUUGACCACAUAUGCUGUGGAUACAGAUUCCUUGGUGAUCACAACAAUUUUAUUGGCUCUACGAGAAGCCAAUAUUCGAAUGGCGAAACGACAGCAUAAUUUAAGCAGUCGUAUUUCUGUCUUUAAUUCAUACCCUUCUCUGGGCGGUAGUCUUUUCUUCGGAGCUGCUAUGAUGUGA
Molecule: messenger RNA, 1710 nt
Organism: Australozyma saopauloensis
Lineage: Eukaryota; Fungi; Ascomycota; Pichiomycetes; Serinales; Metschnikowiaceae
Exons: 1
Coding region: 1-1710 (569 amino acids)
Source: RefSeq, a predicted model, not a curated record